Messenger RNA from Ceratitis capitata (Mediterranean fruit fly), 531 nucleotides. RefSeq lists its product as uncharacterized. Bases 85 to 447 code for a protein of 120 amino acids. NCBI's taxonomy places the organism in Eukaryota, Metazoa, Arthropoda, Insecta, Diptera, Tephritidae. The record is from RefSeq and is a predicted model, not a curated record. The transcript has 2 exons.
ACAAUAUAAAAUUGCUAAAGCAAAUAUAAAAGUCUCAGUUACAAUUUAACAACGAAGAAGACAGUUCAUUUUGUAGUAAUUGAAAUGAGCCGCAACACUAAGCUAUUUUUAUUGCUCAGCGCUUUUCUGGCGUUGCAGGCCUUCUCUUUUGCACUACCAGUGAAUGAUAGCAAGGAAUCUGAGGCUUCUACAACAGACCAAUCAAAGGAGAGUUUAAUACCCAACACACCAGGCGUACAAGCUUUUAAAAAAGAUUUAAUUAAUCAAUUGCUACCUUCGGUUUUGGGUGAAGAGGAUAUAGAAAAUGGUGAAUACACAGCCCAGCUGUCAUCUGCGGAAGUAGAUUUGCCUUGCACAAAUGAAACUGUCACAGUUGAAGUGAUAAGUAGUAGUUUUCCAUUGCCAGAACGUUUCUUCCAUGCACCAAAGCGUUGUUCUCAGGAAUAAAUCUGAGUAUGAGUUUUCAAUUGUAUAAUUGUGUAAAAAACGUAAGCUUACCAAAUUAAAUAGACUAAAAUAAAACAAAAUAAA